Paramecium tetraurelia is the source of this 1017-nucleotide messenger RNA. RefSeq lists its product as uncharacterized. The record is from RefSeq and is a predicted model, not a curated record. The transcript is spliced from 5 exons. NCBI's taxonomy places the organism in Eukaryota, Ciliophora, Oligohymenophorea, Peniculida, Parameciidae.
AUGAAAAUUGCAUAUUUAUUGUUGUGCUUGGUUGUCAUCUAAGGAAUAGAAUUCGAAUCACUUCAAAAGGCGAUUGACUUUGAUCCUGCAUCAAUAGACUCUCCUAAUUGUAAAACAGAUGAUGAAUAUACAAACACUUAUGAAGCAUUCUUCCCUUGGAUUACUAUCUUAGAAGAAGGUGAGGUUGAAAUGCAAGAAGAUCACAGUGUUCUAUCUUAGGCGAAAGAGAAGAUCAUCUAGGCUAGGGAAUUUAUUGAAAGUUUGGAUGAAGAACUCCAAUAAGAGAAAGAAAAAGAACCUGAGAAUUAGACAAAUGAAAGUAGCUCUUAGGUUCAAGAUGCUUAAACAGAAAAAACUGGAGAAGCAGUAGAAGAAUAAGUAAAGCAAGAGGAAAAAGUGGAUGAAGAUGAUGAAGAGGAUCCUUUUGGGUGGGGAACAGGUGAAAUUCCUUAGCUUUUAGUCCAUAAGAAAGAGAGAAAAGCUCAUAAGAAUACACAUGCAUUUAUUCAAAUAAUGAAUGGAAAUAAGUUAUCUAAAUUCAAGAGCAAAAUCAGUAAGCUAAUUUCAAUGGCAACUGAAAUGUAGGAUAAUCAGGAUGAGGAUGCUUAGAAAAGAAGACAAAGAAAACUUGAAUUAUGUGAUGAAAUUAUAGAUGAGUUAACAGAUAUGAUAUUAUUUUUGGAAAAAGUGAUGAAUGAUUAUGAUUAUUAAAACGAAAUCUAUGAAUUAUUUAAGAAAAAGUAACAAUAGAUUUAAGAAGUCGCCACUAAUUGCGGUCAAAGAGUAAUUAGUUAUUAGGAUGUCAGUUUGAUUGAGGAGAAGAAAUCCUAAGAGAAAAAAAAAAUAUAGCAUCAAAUAAAAUCUAAGAGAAGAAAUCCAGUUAGUUUUUUGCAAAUUGUUAUUGAUGAUGAAGAAAGUUAAUAACACCAACUAGAAUACUAAAAAUAAAUAUUGUAGAGUUAAGGAAUGUUGGGAUUCUUGAGAGCAUCUGGAAAAUAAGUAAAAUUGAUAUAAUGA